UAUAUACGUGAGUCCUAAUUUAAAAUAAGAGAUAUAGAUCUUAUACAUAUUGUGAAGUCACGCAUAAACCAAGAGAGUUAUUCUUGAGAAGAAAAUUACUUUGAGAAAGGUUUCAUUGACCAAAGAGUUGAUAGCAAGGAUCAGUCUCGGUGGAUACGCAUCGAGUCUUCGCACUAUCGAAGAAAUUCUAAAACAAGACUCUCUUCAUCAGCAAAGAAAUUACUCAAUGGCGAAGAUUGAAGGAUUUGCAAAGAGAUGGUCUCUUACUGGUUUGACUGCUCUUGUCACUGGUGGCACUUCUGGAAUUGGGCGUGCAAUUGUAGAGGAGCUUGCGCAACUAGGUGCAACUGUUUACACAUGUUCGAAGACAGAAUCAGAGCUAAAUGAACCAAUGCAAGACUGGGCAGAUAAAGGCUUUCAAGUAAAAGGUUCAGCAUGUGAUGUAACUUGUAGAGAGCAAAGGGUUGAGCUCAUGGAAAAGGUUUCCUCUACAUUCAACGGAAAACUCAACAUUCUUAUUAAUAAUGUUGGAACAAACAUUCAGAAGGCCACUCUAGAAUAUACUGCCGAAGAUUAUGCACACAUAUUUGCUACAAAUUAUGAAUCUUCAUUCCAUCUCUGUCAAAUUGCUCAUCCUCUUUUGAAAGCAUCUGGAGCUGGAAUUAUUGUUUUCAAUUCCUCUGCUUCUAGUCUUGUGCACGUGUCCGGUACUUCUAUUUAUGGACCAACAAAAGCGGCAAUGAAUCAGCUUACACGACAUUUGGCUUGUGAAUGGGCUAAAGAUGGUAUUCGGGUUAAUGGCGUUGUGCCCUGGUUCAUAAAUACACCACUCGUGGAAUAUUUGGUCAAGGAUAAAACAUUUUUAGACGGAUUAAUAUCAAGAACUCCUCUUAAGCGACCAGGAGAAGUUGAAGAAGUUUCAUCUCUGGUGGCUUAUCUUUGUCUUCCUGCUGCUUCCUACAUCACUGGACAGGUUAUAGUUGUUGACGGAGGUUUCACGGUCGGUGGGUUCCAAUUCUAACGGCCAGAAUUUUAAUUAGUUCUUGUUUAAAAAACUAAUGGUGGCAGAGUUUCUACCUUAGUACCUUUGUAAUAAUGUUGUAUUUGCUCAUGUUCAGUGUUUAAUUUUCUCAAGUGUGUUAAUUCCAGUUGAAAGCAUUAUGAAUAAAAGUUGUGAUCAUGUCAAUCUGUUAAAUA
Nicotiana attenuata is the source of this 1197-nucleotide messenger RNA. RefSeq names its product tropinone reductase homolog At5g06060-like. The transcript has 7 exons. Lineage: Eukaryota; Viridiplantae; Streptophyta; Magnoliopsida; Solanales; Solanaceae. Bases 227 to 1021 code for a protein of 264 amino acids. Gene Ontology annotation, molecular function: oxidoreductase activity. The record is from RefSeq and is a predicted model, not a curated record.